Messenger RNA from Fomitopsis serialis, 753 nucleotides. RefSeq names its product alpha/beta-hydrolase. Gene Ontology annotation, molecular function: hydrolase activity. The transcript has 6 exons. The record is from RefSeq and is a predicted model, not a curated record. Bases 1 to 753 code for a protein of 250 amino acids. NCBI's taxonomy places the organism in Eukaryota, Fungi, Basidiomycota, Agaricomycetes, Polyporales, Fomitopsidaceae.
AUGAGCUUGUGCAAACACUGUGUUUCCGGUGUUCGCCACGAAGGCACUCCAGAAGGGAAGUUCGAGGAGUUCGGUGGUGUCCGGUGUUACGUCGCAACUCCUACCGUCGACUACCCCAAAGACAAGGCCAUACUAUACCUGACCGAUAUCUUCGGUAUUGAUCUGCCCAACCAUCAGUUAUUGGCAGACGACUACGCGAGGAACGGCUUCAAGGUGAUCGUGCCGGAUAUCCUCUACGACGACCCCGCUCCUUUCGAUGCGCUCGACGCUGGUUCAACCUGGGAUUUCAUGGCUUGGCUGGCUAAGCAUGGUGGUGAGACUGUGCUGCCGGUACUGGCCAAGGUUGUCCCGGCUUUGCAGUCGAGCGGCAUCUCGAAGAUCGCAGCCCUCGGGUUCUGCUACGGCGCACGUCCGGCAUUCGAUUUGGCAUUCCUCAACACCGUCAGUGUUGUCGUGGUCUCUCACCCGAGCCUGCUCAAGGUGCCAGAAGAUAUCGAGAAAUACAAAGCAGUGUCUAAGGCACCGCUCUUGAUCAAUAGCUGCGAGAUCGAUAUGAUGUUCCCGUCGGAUGCUCAGGCGGCCACCGACAAGGUACUUGGUGGGGGCGCGUUUGCACCUGGAUAUGAGCGUACGUACUGGGAGGGCUGUACGCACGGAUUCUCUGUCCGGGGCGACCUGAGCGACCCUAAAGUCAAGGCCGGCAAGGAGGGGGUAUUCAAGGCCAGCGUCGAGUUCCUCAUCAAGCACCUGUAA